Messenger RNA from Cariama cristata (Red-legged seriema), 555 nucleotides. It is a transcript of the gene ASCL3, whose product is annotated as achaete-scute family bHLH transcription factor 3. Gene Ontology annotation, molecular function: protein dimerization activity; RNA polymerase II transcription regulatory region sequence-specific DNA binding; DNA-binding transcription factor activity, RNA polymerase II-specific. The coding region runs from base 1 to 555 and encodes 184 amino acids. The transcript has a single exon. Gene Ontology annotation, biological process: regulation of transcription by RNA polymerase II; developmental process. The record is from RefSeq and is a predicted model, not a curated record. Lineage: Eukaryota; Metazoa; Chordata; Aves; Cariamiformes; Cariamidae.
AUGCAGAAUCCAGUGGAUGGCAAAAGCUACCGUAACCUCGUGGACAAGUUGUCCAUCUGUACUGAGGCUCAGUGCAUACAGCUGGCUAGGCCUUUCUGUGCCGACCCAGUGGUCACGUUUCAUGUGUACCCAGAAACACCAAACCAGGUCACUUGCUCUGAAGAUUUGUCGUUCCUUCCUUUCAUGUCUGAGCAUCUCAUCGCGGAGAACUUCUACAGUGAGCCAUGCACCUUUCGCUACCAAAUGCCCCAUUCCAAUUACCGCAGAAGUGAGUACUCCUAUGGGCCAGCUUUCAUCAGAAAGAGGAAUGAGAGGGAAAGACAGAGGGUUAAAUGUGUCAAUGAAGGCUAUGCUAAACUGAGGCAUCACCUACCUAAGGAGUACUUGGAGAAACGGCUCAGCAAAGUAGAGACGCUCCGUGCUGCAAUAAAAUACAUUAGCUACCUACAGUCUGUUCUGUAUGGUGAUUCUGUGGUGGCAGAAAAAAAUGUCACAGAGCCAAGCCAAGCACCUAAAGCAAUUAACAAACAAAACCAGUUUUUGAAGACUACCUAA